AAACACUUUUUGGCAAGAUAUUAUAUAUUUGGAGGUCUUCUUCUCCUUCUUCUCUGUCAUCAUCAUUUUUGUUAAUUGAGAUUGAGGGAUCCAAGAUGUGGCAACUAAUGAGGGACACUGGCAUCACAACAAGACCAUUGUUCCUCCUUUGUGUUCUGCUUCUGUUCCAGCUGUUACACAGGCCCUGUUUCUCUAUUGGAGGCGAUACUCUUUCAAUGAACCAGACUCUGUCAGAGGGCCAAACCCUGGUUUCUCAAGGUAGCAAUUUCGAACUCGGUUUCUUUACAAAAGGUACUCCACUUAGCUUCUAUCUUGGCAUAUGGUAUAAACAUUUCGCUGAGAAGAUCAUGGUUUGGGCAGCUAACAGAGAAAACAUGUUUUCUAAUACAUUUCCAUUAAUCCUUGAAUUCUCUGAAGAUGGUAAUUUAAUCCUGCACAGUCGUUUUGAUAAAGAUCCAAUUUGGUCAACAAAUUUUGUGUCACCAAAGUCAAAUUCCACUGAAGCAGUGCUUCAGGAUAAUGGAAAUUUUGUAGUUAGAGAUGUUACAAAUCCAUCUAUAAUAUAUUGGCAGAGUUUUGAUCACCCAACGGAUACAUUGCUGCCUGGUGCAAAGCUUGGCAUCGAUAAACGUACUAGCAAAACUCAAGUCCUUACUUCAUGGAAAAAUUCAGAAGAUCCUGCUCCUGGUAAAUUUUCUUUCGAGAUAGAUCGGGUUGAAAAAAAUCAAUAUUUUUUGGAGUGGAACAACUCCAAAAGGAUUUGGGGCACUGGAGUUCGGAAUAUUGGUCAUAGUUUUAGCUCUAGUUCUGUUGUUGCUGAUGGGGGAGAGUAUUCUUUCAAAUUUAUAUCAAAUGAAAACGAAAGCUACCUUACAUAUUCUGUUUCCAAUUCUUCUAUAUUUUUUAGACUUGUGAUGGAUAUGUCAGGAGAACUCAGGCUGCUACAAUGGUUUGCUGGCAAUUGGGAUUGGUGGGUAGUUUGGUCUCAGGGUUAUGCUUCUUGCGGGGCAUUUGGCAUCUUAAGAGAGAGGUUCUGGGGCUCAUUCUGUGAAUGUUUGCCAGGUUAUGAGCCAUUCUCAAUUGAAGAAACAACACUACUAAAUGAUUGGUCAGGUGGUUGUGUGAGCAAAACUCCAUUGCAGUGCGAAAAUGGUACUAAUAUCAAUGCGAUGACUGAUGGAUUUUCAAAAUUUCCAAACACAACAUUGCCAGAAAAUUUGAAAGUACUUCCUGGGAGGGGCCCUGAAUGGUGUAAAUCAGCUUGCAUGCAAAAUUGUUCUUGCACGGCUUAUACUUAUAAUAGUAGUGGGUGUUUAGUAUGGGAAGGGGAUUUAUUGUUUCUACAAAAACUCCGAUUUGGAAUCAACACUAAACAAGAUCUGUAUUUGAAACUAGCUGCUUCGGACCAGCUUCCAAAUGUUCGAGGUGACAAGAAGAACUUGAGGGUGAUCAUAGCAGUGCCGGUUUCGCUAACACUAAUUAUUUCUGUUGGGUUCAUAUACUGUUUAAUCAGGAGAAAGCUCAAACAAAUAGGGGAGGAAGAUUCAAGUGAGGACUUAUUAUUAUUUGAUUUUAGUGCUAGCGCUAGUGCUAAUGCAGCUGCUGAGACAAACACCGGAAAUAAUCUAGGGAGAAGUGGGAAGAAGGAUGUUGAGUUGCCAUUGUUUAGCUUUGCGAGUGUGUCUGCUGCAACGGGUAACUUCUCCGCCGCAAACAAGCUCGGAGAGGGAGGGUUUGGACCUGUUUACAAGUUACACAUGUUUCUUAAACAGGGUAAUUUACUCAAAGGGCAAGAAAUAGCAGUCAAAAGACUUUCUCGAACAUCUGGACAAGGGCUCCAGGAGUUCAAAAAUGAGACACUAUUGAUAGCCAAACUCCAGCAUCGAAAUCUUGUUAAACUCUUGGGUUGCUGCAUUGAGCGAGAUGAAAACAUAUUAAUCUACGAAUAUAUGCCCAAUAAAAGUUUGGAUUUCUUCCUAUUUGGUCCAAACAAACAAGGGAUGUUGGAUUGGAGAACAAGUAUUCGCAUCAUUGAUGGAAUUGCUCAAGGACUUCUUUACCUACAUCAAUAUUCAAGGCUUCGUAUAAUUCAUAGAGAUCUAAAGGCCAGUAACAUUCUUCUAGAUAGCGAAAUGAACCCCAAAAUAUCAGAUUUUGGCAUGGCAAGAAUUUUUGGUGGUAAUGAAUCACAAGCAAACACAAACCGUAUUGUUGGAACUUAUGGGUAUAUGUCCCCUGAAUACGCAAUGGAAGGCCUUUUCUCCAUAAAAUCUGACGUGUUUAGCUUUGGAGUAUUGUUGCUUGAGAUCAUGAGCGGCAAGAAAAACACUGGUUUUUAUCAUAGUGACUCUCUUUUCCUCCUUGGAUAUGCAUGGGAGUUGUGGAGCGCUAAUAGAGGGGUGGAGUUGAUGGACCCACUAUUGGGUAAUCCUCCUUCUGCUACUACAUUGUUGAGAUAUAUUAGCAUAGGGCUUCUAUGUGUCAAAGGAAAUGCAAAUGAUAGACCUACCAUGUCUGACGUUGUCUCAAUGCUUACCAAUGAAUAUGCACCUCUACCAAUACCUAAGGAACCUGCAUUCUUUACUGGCCGAGGUGUGAUGAACACGAAUCCCCCACUUAGUAAUGCUGAAAACUGUUCAGUAAAUACUGUAACACUAUCAAUUAUUGAGGCCAGACGAAAUGACAAUCUCAUAUCAUAUUCCAAGACAUUUUUGUUUCAAAUAGAAAUCUUAAUAUGUUUGAUUGUUCUAUGAGAUCUGGUAUACUUUAUCUCUCUAUGCU
Cornus florida is the source of this 2781-nucleotide messenger RNA. Its product is annotated as receptor-like serine/threonine-protein kinase SD1-8. Lineage: Eukaryota; Viridiplantae; Streptophyta; Magnoliopsida; Cornales; Cornaceae. Gene Ontology annotation, molecular function: ATP binding; protein serine/threonine kinase activity. The record is from RefSeq and is a predicted model, not a curated record. The transcript has 7 exons. Gene Ontology annotation, biological process: recognition of pollen; protein phosphorylation. Bases 96 to 2753 code for a protein of 885 amino acids.